CUUUAUACUCGCACUUUCAUUGGCGUCAAUCUGCAGCACGAUCAAUUGCCGCUUAUAUACGGGCGAUAUAAACGGCUAUUCAGCACCACGCCUCCAAAACCCUCCCCUAUCCUUCCACCGAAUUUCAUAGAGAGGUAUAAGGGAAGACCUCCCACAAAAAACCGCCGCGAUGCAGCCCACCCAGCCACUCCUCAAAGCCUUCCGCAAAUUCCGGCUAACGACCAAAGAUGUCAACAAGGGGUUCUACAAGGGAACGCGAACGGGCAGGAUGGGAUCGCAUACCAAAUACGGUGGCUACGUGAUCGACUGGAGCCGGGUGCGGACAUUUGUUGUGCCCCCCAACCUUUCUAAAUUCAAGUUGACGCCCUACGUAACGCAACUGGUACGGGAGAAGAAAGGUCGAUACGAGGGUUAUCAAAUGGGACCUAAGAGCGCGGAGCUAUAUCUAGAUCGGUGGAAGCAGGAGAACGGAUUGGACUGAGAGGUUGUCUUGAAAGGAGUAAAACUUGCUGUCAAUUGGAAUAGACGGACGCCGAGUAUCGGGGAGAUGACUGCGGUUUGUUGCUCGAAGCUGAGUUAACUGAGUUACCCUCAAGUUACCGUUCUCAUGGCCGGAUAUCUUCUCGGGUCUUGUGGCAUUGGGAUAUGAAGAAGAGAAACCUGGCACGAAAAUCACGACAGUCAAAACAACAUGUAAAAUCUGUAUUAUACCGAUCACAGAACAUCACACCAUAAAGCACAUAACACCAUAAAUUCAAAGCCACUUUUAAUCCGGUAA
Molecule: messenger RNA, 778 nt
Organism: Annulohypoxylon maeteangense
Lineage: Eukaryota; Fungi; Ascomycota; Sordariomycetes; Xylariales; Hypoxylaceae
Product: 50S ribosomal protein YmL27
Exons: 2
Coding region: 170-481 (103 amino acids)
Biological process (GO): translation
Cellular component (GO): mitochondrial large ribosomal subunit
Molecular function (GO): structural constituent of ribosome
Source: RefSeq, a predicted model, not a curated record